Messenger RNA from Megachile rotundata (alfalfa leafcutting bee), 2342 nucleotides. RefSeq lists its product as uncharacterized. The record is from RefSeq and is a predicted model, not a curated record. NCBI's taxonomy places the organism in Eukaryota, Metazoa, Arthropoda, Insecta, Hymenoptera, Megachilidae.
AGCACGGUUUUUAUUGUGAUUCGAUGCAAAAGUAAGGUGAAACGUAACGCAGGCUUUUAGAAUGUUACACACUUUGAAUAAUGGAAUUAUUGUUAGAAGAUGUAAUUUUAUUUAUUGAUAUGAUUGAGGAAGAAAAGAACUUGAACCAUAAGCGCACAGGGCCGACGCGAACAUUUGCGGGGUCGGGUUCUACUUAGAAAUGUAGCUCAAUGUCAAGUACUGGAAAAUUAAGGGUACAAUCGGAUGAUCUCGAAAAUUGAAGAAUUUUUAGGAUUAAAGAUUCAAAUAUUUACUUCUUUAUUGAUUAGUGAAUGAAAUAUAUAAAUUUGUAAAUACAAAAAUCUUAAAAGUUUCGAACGCUCUUACAUAGGAAAGCACAUGUAUUCUCUCGAUAUCGAUGAGCUGUAAGCAGUACUGUAUUGCGAAAAUAGAAUAAAAUAUACGAGUACAUAUUAUAGAAACAAAAGCAAAUAUUAUUUUAUUCUCUCUUCAAUAAUAUCGUACAUAAAUUAUUCAAAACAAUAUAAUCUAUUAACUUAUACAAUUUUGUGGGAUAUUGUAAUUAGUUACAAUUAUCUAUAAAUAUAGAAUAAGCAAACAUGUUUUAAACAUUAUAAAUAAAAAAUGUUGUAGUAAAUUUAUAAGGGGCGUUCAGUACAAUCGCGGUAGAAGAUUUCAGUCUUACCAAUCGAAAUACCAGCAAUUUAGCUUACGUGCGGAGAGAUAUAACGGGAUUCAAUACCCGUUCUGUCCAUGUGUUGUCGAGAUAGAAAUAUAUUUUACGAUUUGUAACAUUAAUUGCGCCACAAUACGAUCAAAAAUACGGUAACGUGUCGACAACACAUUGAUAAUAAUCUGAUAAACUGAUAAACUACUUGAUGUCAUUACAGCAUGUGGCAGAUUUAAUCAUAGUAUAUUAAGAGUUAUACAACAUUCGCCACCCGCAAAGGUUCUCUACACUAGAGUAAAAUAAUAUUGACAGUAUUAAUUUUUUUCGUUACUUAAGGCACUAUGUCAGAGAAUAAAGAUUAUACAAAAUUAAAUGAUGUAAGUAGUCAUUUCACAGAAGAAACUUUGAAAGGUAUACUACGUACUGCACAAGAUGGGAAAGAAGUAAAUGUGUUGAGUUGGGAUUUUGGUGAAGCAAAUGCUAAAGGUGACAAUUAUCUAUCAACUGUCUAUAGAAUUAAAAUUAAUGGAACUGUUGAUGGUAAAGAAGUACAACUUAGAAUAGUAGUAAAAUCUUUACCAAACAAUAUAGGUAGAAGAAAGACAUAUAGAAGUACAGAUUUUUUCCGUAAUGAGAUUAUAUUUUAUACACAAGUACUUCCUAAGUUGAAUGACUUUGUGAAAGAUGUUUCUCUAAGUCAGAUAUCUUAUAUGCCACGCCACUUUACUUCUGUUAUGGAUGGUGAAAAUGAUUUCAUAGCAAUGGAAGAUGUUACAGUUUUAGGAUAUAAACCUAUAGAGAGACAGAACUCUUUAAAUGAAGAUCAAUGUAAGAUGAUUUUGAAAACCUUUGCAAAAUUACAUGCAACUUGUUUUGCAUAUAAAGAUCAAAGAAAAGAAGAAUAUACAAAAGUUAUAGAAAACUUGUAUGAAACUUACUUCAGUAUGAAUUAUUGGAAUUGGUACAAAAGAUUCCAUGAAACUUUAAUAAAUAUUGCUAAGAAUGCUUUAGCUAUGGAAUAUCCUGGUAGUGAAGCAGAAAAAGUAUUUAAUUCCUAUAAACUUGGUGAUUUAUUUAAAAAAGCUGCUGAAUUGUGUAAUCAUAAGUAUGAUGCAACAUCCGUAGUAAAUCAAGGUGAUUGCUGGGUUCCAAACUUUAUGACUAUGCAAUCAUAUAAAAAUGAAGCUCUAAUGCUUGAUUUCCAGUUGGCAAGAUCUGGCAGCCCAGUCCUAGAUUUGUCAACUUUUAUUUAUGCCUGCACUGAUAAAUCUGUUUGGGACACACAAUUUGAUAAAAUAUUAAAAUUUUAUUAUGAUGAACUCUGUGAUGGUAUAAAAUUCCUUGGAUCAAAUCCUGAAAACAUAUAUCCAUGGAGUACAUUUAUGAAGGAGGUAAAAGAGUACUUCGUAUUUGGUUUGAUAUUUGCAUUGGAGAUAAUUCCAAUGAGUUUGUUAGAUGAAUCUGAAUCAUUUGAUUUAGAUAUUAUAAAGGACGAUACUGUAGUAGACAUUGCUGAUGUAUGGACACUGUCAAAUAUCAAGUCAAAAAGUGGAAGAGUCAGAUUGGCUAACAUUAUUGUUCAUGCAGUCGAAAAAGGAUUUUUAUAACGUUUUAUAAAUAUAUAUUUGAUAAAAGACAGAGAAAUAUAUUUUAUAGAUAAUAUUUAUUAAAC